Messenger RNA from Oryzias latipes (Japanese medaka), 1714 nucleotides. RefSeq names its product visual system homeobox 1 homolog, chx10-like (gene vsx1). Gene Ontology annotation, molecular function: transcription cis-regulatory region binding; DNA-binding transcription factor activity, RNA polymerase II-specific. The record is from RefSeq and is a predicted model, not a curated record. NCBI's taxonomy places the organism in Eukaryota, Metazoa, Chordata, Actinopteri, Beloniformes, Adrianichthyidae. Gene Ontology annotation, biological process: regulation of DNA-templated transcription. Gene Ontology annotation, cellular component: nucleus.
CCCGCCGCCCGGCCGGUCCCGCUCUGAGUUCGCUUUGCCUCCUCAGGAACAUGACGGGUCGGGAGGAGCUCAGCGACGAGAAGCCCCGGGUGAAGAUGCUGGCCCCGGGUUUCGGCAUCGACAAGUCUCGACUUCACGGCUCCGGGUUCCGCUCCAAGGGCUUCGCCAUCACCGACCUGCUGGGCCUGGAGUCGGACCUGCAGGCGCGGCAACAGCCCGGCGGGCAUCCGGGCUCGGGUCUGUCAUCGGCGGGCCCCGGGCCGGAGCCGCAGGGUUCAGGCGGCGGGCUCGGUGGGUUCUCGUUCCCGGGAGGCUCCCUGCCACUGGGCCUCGGCUUCCUGUGCAGCCUGGCGGCGCAGCAGCCCGCGGGGGCGCCCUGCUUCCUGCCGGGACACCUGCCGCUGCUGCAGGCCCGCACCGACGGCCACUACCUGCAGAACCUGGAGGCCCAGAGAGACGUAUACUCCGAUGAAGAGUGUCUGUCGGACCGAAACGAAUCCAAAAGUUCCGGAAAUUCGCAGAAGAGGAAGAAGAGGAGACACAGGACUGUUUUCACCUCCCACCAACUGGAGGAGCUGGAGAAGGCCUUUCAGGAGGCGCACUACCCAGAUGUGUAUGCUAGAGAGAUGCUGGCCAUGAAGACCGAGCUGCCUGAGGACCGAAUCCAGGUCUGGUUCCAAAACCGGCGGGCAAAGUGGCGAAAGCGUGAGAAAUGCUGGGGACGCAGCAGUGUCAUGGCAGAAUACGGUCUGUAUGGCGCCAUGGUGCGACACUCCAUCCCGCUCCCCGAGUCCAUCCUCAACUCAGCCAAGAACGGCAUGAUGGGAUCCUGCGCCCCCUGGCUGCUCGGUGAGCCGCAUGCACGAAUGCACAAGAAGUCUCUUGAAAUGGCCAAGAAGUGUCCCAGUCCCCCGUCCUUAGACUCCACUCGAUCUGAGUCGUUCUGCGACGCCUCAGAGCGGCACAGCACUGCUGGCAAGGCCCGGGACACGGAGGAGGACGAAAGGCUGCUGGAGGAAGACACGGAGGAAGAGGAGGUGGCCAUCGACUUGUCCAGCUCCUCCAAACAGCAGCAGCAGAAUGAGGGGGGAGCGACAAGGGCCACCUCAUCACCACAACAGCAAAGUGGCAGCGAAUCAGAUGACCAUAGCUGAAGCUGCGAGGAGCCUGAUGUGGUCUGCUGAGAAAAUUUAGGACUUCCUCUGCAUGAAACACAUGGAUUCGAUUGGCUCUUCUUUCAGGAAGAUAAGACAAUAAACAAAAAAGACAUUACAUCACUUGUUGCUAUGCAAACUUCUGACCAGAAAACUGUUUAUGUAAAGUAUGUGUGUAUUUAUUGUUUAUUUAAAUUAUAAAGGAAAGACAGACAACUGAGAUCAGCUAAGUGCUGCUGUCAUCGCCAGCAGAUCAGUGAGAAGAGAGCUGGCCCUUUGGAGGCGGUCUUUAGAGAUACAAAGAUCGUGAUAAAAGACUGAGAGAGAGAUCUCUGCCCCCAUGAUCGGAAGCUCUGACUGCAAGAGUGAGAGCAGUGGUCCGGCGAAAGUCUGUGUUGAGUGUCGUUUUGUUCCGAGUUUGUUUGCUAUCUAUAUUUUCUUUGCUGUUUGUUUACAGUUUAUAGAUGAAUGUAAAAUGUAAGAAACCCUGUUUAUAAUUCUCUAAUAACUAUCAUGUGGAUGUACAGUAAAGACACAAAUAAAAAGAAAGUAUUUUUGCA